AUGUCUGUUCCGGAAACCUGGCGACAUGGCAUCGGGCCGCUCUACAUGAUCUCCAAGCCCCCGUUCACUAUUGAGCUUCCCGGCGCACCCGAAGUCGAAGGAGAGACCAAGCCGCGCAUACACCCCCUUGCUAAAGAUGGCCUCGUCACGCGCCCCGACCCAGAAGUCGAUACUGUCUUUCGUCUUGUCAAGCGUUCUGCCGAGAAGUACGCCAAUGAGCGCUGUAUCGGCACCCGUGAGCUGAUUCAGCUCCACGAAGAGAUUAAGAAGGUGCCCAAGAUCAUCGACGGCAAGAAAGAGAUGGUCGACAAGAAAUGGCAAUACUUUGAGCUGUCCGACUAUUCAUACAUUACAUAUGCCGAGUAUGAGACGUACCUGCUUAACCUGGCCUCCGGGCUGCGCAAGCUGGGCGUGGAGAAGGGUGACAAGGUGCAUAUGUUCGCUUCGACCAGUGCGAACUGGCUGGCGAUUGCACAUGCCUGUUCUUCCCAGACCUUCACCAUUGUCACUGCAUACGAUACGCUGGGUGUGGCCGGCGUGGAGCAUACAAUGGUCCAGAGCAAGCCCAAGGCCAUGUUCACCGACCCCCACCUGUUUAAGACGGCCUCGGGUGCGCUGGACAAGGCAGACUCCAUCAAGAUCGUGAUUUACAACGACAAGUCCGUCAUACAGCCCAUAAAACAGUCCGAAAUCGACUCCUUCAAAGCAGCCCACCCGAACCUAACCGUCCUGAGCGCGUCCGAGCUGGCUUCCCUUGGCGAGUCCAACCCAGUCCCUCCUUUUGAACCGUCACCUGAAGAUACUUACUGCAUCAUGUACACAUCCGGCUCGACUGGUCCUCCCAAGGGUGUAUCGAUGACCCAUGCAAACUUUGUUGCGGCGGUGGCCGGCUUCGUGGGUAUUCUACGGAACAGUGUUAGUACCAACGAGAUGGUCCUGGCCUACCUGCCGCUUGCACACAUCCUUGAGAUGGCUAUCGAGAACCUGGUCCUUUUCUUCGGCGCGACUAUGGGUUACGGCAGUACGCGCACCCUGUCCGACGUGAAUGUGAAGAAUUGUGCUGGGGACAUGCGCGCCUUCGGGCCGUCUCUCCUUGUAGGCGUGCCACAGAUCUGGGAGACCAUCAAGAAGGGUGUCAUAAGUCGUGUGAACGGAUCCUCGCCUGUUGUCCGUGCCAUGUUCUGGGGUGCCGUCAACGCCAAGAGUUUUCUGGUUAAGAAUAACCUACCUGGGCAGACAAUCUUCGAUUCGCUCGUGUUUGGCCAGGUUCGAAAGCUCACGGGCGGCAACCUGCGGUUUAUCGUCAACGGCGCCAGCGGCAUUUCCAAAGAAACUGCUCAUUUCAUGUCGAUGUUGCUGGCGCCCAUGAUUCAGGGCUACGGUCUCACCGAGACUGGUGGCAACGGUGCCGUGAUGUCACCCCAGGAGUUCACCCUCGACGGUUCAUGCGGUCCUAUAUCGCCCUCCAUCCAGUGCAAGCUGGUCAGCAUCCCCGAGCUGGACUACUGGGCGAACACGACCCCACCACAGGGAGAAAUCUGGUUCCGUGGCGGCCCAGUCCUCAAGGAGUACUACAUGAAUCCGGAGGAGACCGAGAAGGCCAUCACUCCAGACGGCUGGUUCAAGACGGGAGAUAUCGGUGAGUUUGACAAGUUCGGCCACCUCAAGGUGAUCGACCGCGUCAAGAACCUCGUCAAGUUACAGGGUGGAGAGUACAUCGCGCUCGAGAAGCUGGAGUCUGUCUAUCGCAGCUCCAAGGCUGUGCAGAACAUCAUGGUACACGGCGACAGCGAACACCCGCGGCCCAUCGCUGUCAUCUUUGUCAACGAGCCCGCUGUUAAGGAUAUUGCGAGGGCCGCUGGUGUCCAUCCCGACGAGCACGGCAUGCUCAAGGACAAGAGUGUUACCGAUGCUGUGCUCAAAGACCUGUUGGCGCAGGGGAAAGCAGCUGGUCUCAGCGACCUGGAGCUGGUGACGGGUGUUGUCCUGACGGAUGAGGAGUGGACCCCGCAGAACGGCCUGGUCACGGCUACCCAGAAGGUGAACCGUCGUGCGUGCAGGGAGAAGUACAAGACGGACAUCGAGAAGACGUUCAAGUAG
This is a messenger RNA of Cryphonectria parasitica EP155, 2100 nucleotides long. RefSeq names its product acetyl-CoA synthetase-like protein. Bases 1 to 2100 code for a protein of 699 amino acids. Gene Ontology annotation, cellular component: endoplasmic reticulum; lipid droplet; plasma membrane. NCBI's taxonomy places the organism in Eukaryota, Fungi, Ascomycota, Sordariomycetes, Diaporthales, Cryphonectriaceae. Gene Ontology annotation, biological process: long-chain fatty acid metabolic process; long-chain fatty-acyl-CoA metabolic process. The record is from RefSeq and is a predicted model, not a curated record. The transcript has 2 exons. Gene Ontology annotation, molecular function: long-chain fatty acid-CoA ligase activity.